This is a messenger RNA of Lecanosticta acicola, 282 nucleotides long. NCBI's taxonomy places the organism in Eukaryota, Fungi, Ascomycota, Dothideomycetes, Mycosphaerellales, Mycosphaerellaceae. The record is from the annotation of a GenBank genome assembly.
AUGAGCCAAUUCUUCGACGAUCUGCAGAACGUCUGCAAGCAUCUACGGACUGUCAAGAUCUUGUUUCAGGAUGAGAAGAAUCCUGUUCUGUGGGAGAAGAAGAGAACGGCGCUGGUGAAUGCGCUCAAGCUGCUGGCAGAACUGUCCAGCGACUGUGUUCUCGACCUCUGCGAGUUCGAAGAAGAGACGAAGGAGGCAUUCUGGAAGCUGGUGGCGGAUGACGAGAAGGCUGGGAAGAAAGGAGGAGUUGAACGAGAGGCCCAGAAGAAGACGAGCUUGUGA